Molecule: messenger RNA, 1745 nt
Organism: Durusdinium trenchii
Lineage: Eukaryota; Dinophyceae; Suessiales; Symbiodiniaceae
Source: the annotation of a GenBank genome assembly
CACGCAUCGCAGCUGGACCUUCGAACAUCCCAUGGCCUUUCGGCUGCUGAGUGGCGAGCCGGUGAGCUGUGAGAGUGAGCUCGGGACCUAUGGAAGCUCCAUCGUCGUUGGUGAAGUACGUGCUGUGCUGGCACGACACCUAUGCUUGGAGUUAGAGCGAGUGCAGCUGGUCUCCGUCGGUGCUUUGUUGGAGGACAAUGACACACUUGUCAUGGAAGACAGCUGUAUCACCGUACAGGUGAUGCCGGAUCCUUUGGAAGCCCAAUUCGCCAGUGCCCUGGGCGUGGAGCACUUCACCGACCUUCUAAAGGAACCGUGCAUCCGAGUCCACGGUGCACAACUCAUGGAUCUUCCCAGGGGCAUUGGCCAGCUCAAAGACCUCGAAGAACUCAUCUUGAGCUCCAGUCCGCUGAAAGAGCUUCCUGAGACUUUGGGACAGUUGUCAAAGCUGCGAGACCUGCGGGUGGACACGAGCCAGCUCAUCUCGCUUCCAAGAAGCAUUGGCCAGAACUUGGCCUUGAGGGAGCUUCAUUUGAGCUCCAAUGAGCUCCAAACACUGCCCAGGAGCAUCGGAGAGCUGCAGCAACUUGAGACGCUGAAUCUCGUCCACAACGAGAUCUGGUAUUUGCCCGAUGAAAUCGGUAAACUGCGGAGUCUUCGAAAGUUGCAUUUGGGGUCCAAUCGCCUGCGCCAACUUCCUGAAAGCCUUGGGCGCCUCUCUUUGCUGCAGGAGCUUUACCUGGCACGUAAUGAGCUCGAGACCUUGCCCGACAGCUGCUGUGAGUUGGGAGAACUUCAGAUGAUGCAGUUGGGCAACAACCCGCUGACCGCUCUGCCCGAAGCCUUAGGUCAGCUCCAGGCCUUGCAGGAGCUGCAUGUGGGCGAAGCUGGCUUAGAGGCGCUGCCAGACAGCAUAGGCAAACUCUUUCAAAUCUCACAGCUCUACCUUGCGAAGAACAAACUAAAGGCCUUGCCAGAUAUUUUUGGCCUCACAGGACUACAGAAGUUGUCAUUGCGUGAGAAUUGCCUGGAAAAGCUGGAGGAAAGCUUUUGUAGCUUGCAAAGCCUGAAAAAAUUGUUCCUUGAUUCGAACUUCCUCCGAGAGCUUCCAGAGCGCUUUGGAGAUCUGAAGGCUUUGGAGGAGCUUCAUCUCACUGACAACAACUUAUCCGAGAUCCCAGAAAGCUUUGGAAAGCUCUCCAAUCUUCAGGAGCUCCGCUUGGCAGCAAAUCAGCUGAGCACCCUUCCUGAGAGCAUUGGACAGCUAAGCGAGUUGAAGGAGUUGUUCCUGGGCUUCAACCCAUUGGAAUCUUUGCCGGAAAGCAUGUCGGCCCUAACGGCUUUGGAGGAAGCCAGUCUCGUUGUGGCAGACGCCCAGAUUUGCAAUUGGACAUAGGCCCUCCAAUGGUGCGGAGGUACGUCAAGAGUAAGAGAUUGCUUGGAAUUUGCCUUGGCACUAGUCACUAACUAGUAUUCGCAGAUAGGAGUUGCACUUGCAGACCACCAAGCUCACAGAAUUGCCGAAUUGCGUUGCUGAAUUGAAGCAGAACACAGGCCUUUGUCGCUUUGGGGUCGCUGUGGACUGAAGAAACUCCCAGUCAGAGAUGCUGAGAAGGAAAUAAAUCAUAAGUGCGAGCGCUUCUUCAAGGAAGCUUCCGCCAGUUCCUAGUAGCUGAAGUAAGCUACCUACCUCUAGCUAACCGACCUCUACGGCCUCCCCCCGGUCUCAAAAUAAGAUGUUUGCC